AUGCCGCCCAACUGUUGGAAUGUUGGAAUUGUUGGCUACGGCUUCAGUGCGAAGAUAUUCCAUAUCCCAUUCAUUACUCAGGUCCCUGAACUGAAGCUAUACGCGAUCGUGCAACGUACUCCAAGGCCCGACGAUGACGCUGAGGUCGGCCACCCGGGCGUCAAGUCAUACCGAACCGCUGGGGAUAUGAUGAAGGACCCUGCGGUCGAAGUUGUGAUCAUUACUACCGCACCUGACUCGCAUUUCGCACUGUCAAAACUGGCCAUACAAGCUGGAAAGCAUGUUGUGUGUGAGAAGCCAUUCACUCCUACAAGCCUGGAGGCAGACGUUUUGAUUGCAUUGGCAAAGGAACACAAAACACUUCUUUCAGUAUAUCACAACCGACGCUGGGAUGCCGAUUUUGUGACUCUGGCAAAACUCAUUGAGAAUGGCUCGCUGGGACGAAUAACUGAAUUUGAAACGCAUUUUGAUUACCAUUUUCCCAAUCCACCGGCUCCGGAUGCUCACAAAUGGAGGGGCAAAGCAAUGACUGGUGCGUCUGGCGUAUAUGAUCUUGGGGUUCAUCUUCUAGAUCAAGCGAUCCAGCUCUUCGGCCUGCCUAGUGAAGUCACCGGCUUCAUUGGUUCAGAUCGAGAACCGAACACUUCUGGAUUUGAAGACUCCUUCACGGUCCUGCUACACUACACCAACGGCAUGAAAGUCACUGCCAAAGGAACUGUUGUUAGUCCGGAAGAUGACUUCAAGAAGUUUCACUUGGAUAUCCAAGAAGACCAGUUGAAGACUGGUAUUAUGCCCUCUGAGAGCACUUUCGGUCAUGAGCCUAGUGAGCGAUACGCUACUUUAACGAGCGUUCAGGGAUUUGAUCCUACUACCUUCACUAAGAAGACUAUUCCGACCGUGGAUCCUCCGACCUACACUGAGUUCUACCGAAGGUUUGUUCACGCUCUAAGUGGCAAUGGGGAGGUUCCAGUUAGCGGUGAAGAUGGUCGACGGGCUAUUCAUUUGGUCGAACUUGCAUAUGAAAGUUCUCGGACUAGACGCACAAUAGCCCUACGCUAG
This is a messenger RNA of Aspergillus pseudotamarii, 1059 nucleotides long. RefSeq lists its product as uncharacterized. The record is from RefSeq and is a predicted model, not a curated record. Gene Ontology annotation, molecular function: nucleotide binding. Bases 1 to 1059 code for a protein of 352 amino acids. The transcript is spliced from 6 exons. Lineage: Eukaryota; Fungi; Ascomycota; Eurotiomycetes; Eurotiales; Aspergillaceae.